Molecule: messenger RNA, 1296 nt
Organism: Recurvomyces mirabilis
Lineage: Eukaryota; Fungi; Ascomycota; Dothideomycetes; Mycosphaerellales; Teratosphaeriaceae
Exons: 2
Coding region: 1-1296 (431 amino acids)
Source: RefSeq, a predicted model, not a curated record
AUGCGUGCCUCGGACCAGGAUGCCAGAUCGGUACGGCCUCGUGUGGGAGGAUUCGCUCGGGGGGUUGGAGCCACGAUGAUCGAAAAAAUCUCACGGCAACAUCUACAAUUGGACGAAGCUGCAAUUUGUACUGUUGGGCUUUACGCACAAGGCGGAUUCAACAAGCUCUUCACUAUCGAUUCGAAUACUGGAAGAUGGUUGAUGCGCGUGGCCCUUCCCGUAGAUCCAUAUCGGAAGACUGCAAGCGAGGUGUCCACCAUGUGCUUUGUACGCAGGAACACAAGUAUUCCCGUACCUACUGUCCUUGGUCAUGAUGCGUCAAACGACAAUGAUCUUAGAUUUGAGUGGAUCUUGAUGGAGUAUAUGCCUGGCAGUGUCCUGGAGCGAGCCUGGAGGACAAUAUCACUAUCUCGGAAGGAGAAUCUAGUGAAGAAGCUUGCACAGUCUCAGGCUGAGCUGUUUCAUGAUGCAAAUCGGUUCCGAACCAUCGGCAACAUAGUCCAAGCCGGUCCAGGAUCGUAUGAGGUCGGAAGUAUCGUAUCAAUGACCUUCUUUUGGGGCGACCGUGGAGCACGAGAUACCAAUCGAGGGCCAUUUCGAAACAGUUACCAAUGGCUUACGGCUCGUCUGAACCUCGCACUCGAGGAUCAAGACAAGAUUCUGGCAAAUACUGAUGCCGAAGAAGAGAUUGAUGAUGCGCAGGCAGCCAAGAAACUAGCCGAGCGCCUGAUCGCUUUUCUCCCUAAUAUCUUUCGUUCUGAUGAAGUCGAGUCGACGAUGCUGUUUCACGAUGAUCUCCACGAGAAAAAUAUUCUCGUCGACCAAUCUGGUAACAUCACGGCCGUAUUGGACUGGGAGUGUGUUUCUUUUUUCCCUCUGUGGAUGGCCUGCCAGCCCCCUGCCCUAUUGAACGGCGCCGUCCGUCUCGAAGAGCCUCUACGAAAGGACUACGGUCCCUACGACCCAGAAGUCGACGAAGAUGACGCAGAGUACAAUGAAGGACUAAGCUCCUCCUAUUGGACGGAUCUGAUGACGUAUGAACGUUGGCAGCUACGUGGUCUCUUUUUGUCUGAAAUGGAGCUUUUGGAACCCGCAUGGCUCGUCGAGUAUCGACGAGGGGAACGGAAACGAGAUUUCGAGCUUGCGACACUUCACUGCGGUUCUGAGCUAACGAUGAAAAAGGUGGAGGCGUGGCUAGAUGCACACGAGAAAGGAGAAAGGUACAGUCUCCGUAGUAGCCUAUAUGCCCAAAAGGUCUACAAUCUCGAGACUUUCCAAGGGCGUGCUCGGUUUUAA